UCAUCAUCGGUUCGGUACGGUUUAGUAUUGGGUGAGCGCUUCCGGUUUCGUUAAUUUUUGAUAAUAAGCUUAUCUGGUGAAAAAAGUUUUCUGGAAUUAAAGCAGUGGUGUGAUUUGAUUUUUUUUUUGUGAUAAAGUGAAAAAGCAUAAUAUUUUUUCGGUGCCACUUAGUAUUCAUUAAGUCGAUUGGUGUGUAAGGUGUUACGCAAAUAGUCCGUCACAGGUUUGUGAUAACGCGCAGUAUCGGAAUUUAAUUAAGUGCUAAAUUUUGUGCCGAAGGCUACGUUCUCUACAGUUUCUAUUUUCCGGCUCUCGAGAAGUUCGUUGAUCCCUAGAGGCCUCUAAUCGGUUUUGGGAAGUUUCUGAUUUGUAGCAAAUCAUCAUGUCCAACAACGUCCAAAUAACGGCCGAUGAUAGGCCUUCGAUUGGCAUUACGACGCCACCGAAAUCGGUGGCUGCUCCAGCUCUCGGAGCACCGACCGGAGGAAUUCCGACAAGUCCAUCCCACUUGCAGCUUCCGUCACCGAUCAUAACUCGUAGGACCCGGACAGCUUCCACCUCGGACCGGGCCAUGCGUAACCCCAUCGAGGAGGGCAAAGUGAAAUCCUUCAGCAGAAGCAAAGGUCACGGUUUCAUCACACCGACGGCCGGCGGGGACGACAUAUUCGUGCACAUUUCCGAUAUCGAAGGCGAGUACGUGCCGCUGCCCGGGGACGAGGUGAGCUACCGGCUCUGCCACAUUCCGCCCAAGUACGAGAAGGUCCAGGCGAUCCACGUGCAGAUCACCCACCUGACGCCGGAGAAGCACUGCCGCUGGGAGGAAUCGGCCCUACCGUGCAAAUCCCCGGACGGUUCCCGGCUGCACUAGUAGUUCACCUAAACAGCAACAACAUCACCACCAGCAAGUCCUAUUCAUCAGUGGUGCCGGGGCCAGGACGAGGGAAUGGAAGCGGAUUUGUACGGCUGGAAUCAUUUUGGGAACUGAGAAAAAACGAGUGGGCGAGCUGUUUUAGACUAGGGAGAAGAACCAAAAACUGUUUCCGGAGGCAUGACUUAUCCGACCUUUCGCACAUCAAGUAUUUUGUUUUGCUGUUUUCUCAUCUUUUUUGAAGUUUUUUUUAUCUCGAGAAACAGGUAAAGUUUUUGUAAUACCUCCGGUUCAGGAAAAAAUAUGCCAAGCAUGUCAAACGUCGGAAAAUAUAGAAAAAGUAAACCGAAUCAAGCCUAGAAGCAGUAUUGUUGGACGUCAAGUGUUUUGGAGAAAAAUAU
Uranotaenia lowii is the source of this 1269-nucleotide messenger RNA. Its product is annotated as cold shock domain-containing protein CG9705. The transcript has 4 exons. Lineage: Eukaryota; Metazoa; Arthropoda; Insecta; Diptera; Culicidae. The record is from RefSeq and is a predicted model, not a curated record. Bases 383 to 868 code for a protein of 161 amino acids. Gene Ontology annotation, molecular function: mRNA 3'-UTR binding. Gene Ontology annotation, biological process: regulation of mRNA stability. Gene Ontology annotation, cellular component: cytoplasm.